This is a messenger RNA of Neomonachus schauinslandi (Hawaiian monk seal), 3227 nucleotides long. RefSeq names its product zinc finger CCCH-type containing 3 (gene ZC3H3). Gene Ontology annotation, molecular function: metal ion binding. Gene Ontology annotation, cellular component: nucleus. Bases 11 to 2866 code for a protein of 951 amino acids. The record is from RefSeq and is a predicted model, not a curated record. The transcript is spliced from 13 exons. NCBI's taxonomy places the organism in Eukaryota, Metazoa, Chordata, Mammalia, Carnivora, Phocidae.
GACUCGGGAGAUGGAGGAAAAGGAGCAAUUACGGCGACAGAUCCGUCUCCUGCAGGGUCUGAUCGAUGACUACAAAAACCUCCAUGGCAAUGGCUCUGCCCCCGGCACCUCAGCUGCUUCCCGGUGGCAACCACCUGCUUACAACAGCAGCAGGGCCUUCAGUGCCUGCUACCCUCGCCCAAGCCAGAGGGGCUUCUCCCCGAACCACGGGCCUGCGUGGCGCAAGAAAUACUCCCUUGUGAAUCGGCCCCCGGGACCCUCAGACCCACCCGGUGACUGUGCUGUGCAGCUGCCCCUCAGGGCUGGGGGCAGCCAGGGUCCUGACCCCCAGCAGCAUGUCCUGGAGAGGCAGGUGCAGCUUAGUUCAGAUCAGAACAUGGUCAUCAAAAUCAAACCACCAUCAAAACCGGGUUCGGCUAGUGCUGCAGGGGUCCCUCGGGGCUCCUUGGAAGAAUUUGAGGACCCCCCCUGGAGCGACCACAGGCCUCAGGAGGGUGAGGGCGAGCCCCCGGGGGGACAGCGGCAACCCCCAAAGCCAGGAAGAGUCAAGGGGAGCUGUGGUGCAGAGGACCCCCUUCUGGUCUGCCAGAAGGAGCCUGGCAAGCCUCGGGUAGUGAAGUCCGUGAGCAGCAUGAGUGACAGCCCCUCAGAGCCCCGGCGGACUGUCAGUGAGAGUGCAGUUGCUGUCAAGGCACGCUUCGCGGCGUCCACCCUGCCCCAGCGCAGUGGCGUGGCUGUGGGCCGGAAGGUGGGCUCACACUCUGUGGCCAGCUGUGUCGCACAUCUCCUCGGAGAUGGGAGAGUGAAUGCUGGCCACACAGAUCAGCCAGCUUCCGCUGGUGGGGUGGCCGGCCCAGCUAGACCAGCUUCUGGACCCAGGCAGGCCCGAGAGUCCUCACUGCUUGUGUCCUGUCGGACCAACAAGUUCCGGAAAAACAACUACAAGUGGGUGGCCGCUUCAGCGAAGAGCCCCCGGGCCACUCGGAGGGCCCUCAGUCCCAGAGCAGCCUCAGAGAAUGUGGGUAAGGCCCCCUUUGGCACAGCAGAACAAGUGGAGAAGCCACAGCUCAGAGCUGCUCCGGAUGCCAAGCCCAGGAGGUCGGCUGCGUCCUCCACGGCUGGGGCCUCCCCCAGCAAGUACAAGUGGAAAGCAUCCAGCCCCUCGGCCUCCUCAUCCUCCUCCUUCCGUUGGCAGUCGGAAGCUGGUAGCAAGGACCACGCCUCCCAGCUCUCUCCCGUCCCAUCUCGGUCCCCCUCGGGGGACAGACCAGCAGUGGGACCCAGCAGUUUGAAGCCCCUCUUCAGCGAGACCCCACUCUCGGCUUACAAAGUGAAGAGCCGCACCAAGAUCAUCCGGAGGCGGGGAAGUGCUAGCCUUCCUGGGGACAAGAAGAGCAGCCCCCCACCUGCUGCCACUCCUAAGAGCCAGUUCAGCCUGCGGCGGAGGCAGGCCCUCCGGGGAAAGAGCAGCCUCAUUCUGAAGAAGACGCCCAACAAGGGCUUGAUGCAGGUCACCAGGCACCGACUGUGCUGCCUGCCUCCAGGCCGGGCCCACCUCCCCACCAAGGAAGCGUCCAGUCUGCACACCCCGCGGACCCCUCCCACCAGCAAAGUGAUCAAGACCCGCUACCGCAUCGUCAAGAAGACCCCAGUAUCUCCUCUCAACGCCCCCCAGUUACCCCUGUCCCUGCCCUCCUGGCGGGCACGGCGGCUCUCCCUGUCCAGGUCUCUGGUGCUGAACCGCCUGCGCCCCGCUGCCGGGGGUGGGAAGGCCCAGCUCAGCUCUUCUCGGUGGCGGAAUAAAGGCUACCGCUGCAUCGGGGGCGUCCUGUACAAGGUGUCAGCCAACAAGCUCUCUAAGACCUACGGCCGGCCCGGCGACAGCAGCAGCAGGCCCCUCCUGCGCACAGGCCGCGUGGAUCCUACCAGCAGCUGCAGCCGCUCCCUGGCCAGCCGGGCCGUCCAGCGCAGCCUGGCCAUUGUCCGGCAGGCGAGGCAGCGGCGGCGGAAGCAGCAGCAGGAGUACUGCAUGUACUACAACCGCUUCGGCAGGUGCAACCACGGCCAGCACUGUCCCUACAUCCACGACCCCGACAAGGUGGCCGUGUGCACCAGGUUUCUCCGGGGCACGUGCAAGAAGACAGAUGGGACGUGCCCCUUCUCCCACCACGUGUCCAAGGAGAAGAUGCCUGUGUGCUCCUAUUUCCUGAAGGGGAUUUGCAGCAACAGCAACUGUCCCUACAGCCAUGUCUACGUGUCCCGGAAGGCAGAGGUCUGCACGGACUUUCUCAAAGGCUACUGCCCACUGGGCGCAAAGUGCAAGAAGAAGCACACACUGCUGUGCCCUGACUUCUCCCGCAGGGGCCUCUGCCCCCGGGGCGCCCAGUGUCAGCUGCUGCACCGAGGCCAGACGCGCCUUGGCCGGCGGGCAGCCCCUACCCCGGAGCCCGGCAGCGCGCCCCCCAGGAGCAAGGCCUCCUCCAGCCACGGACCCAGGAAGUCCUCGGCUGCCCAGCGCCCCACCAGACAGACGCCCAGCUCCCCUACCUCCGUGGCUGCUGGCUCGGCCUCCCCUCCCUCCUCCCCACGGGGGUUAGCCGCAGCCUCGGGCUCUCCCCUGUCAUCCAAGCCGCCCUCCUCCCCGCUCUCCUCCUCCUCCCCCCCCCUGUCCUUGGACCAGGAGGAGCUGUCUCUCCAGGAGGAGGCUGCCUCGGCAGCGACUGGCUCCAGCAGCCUCUCCAAGCUGCCUUCCUUCAUCUCCCUGCAGUCCUCGCCGAGCCCAGGAGGCCAGCCCAGGGCCCGGACCCCCAGGAGCCCCCCAACCAAGGACUCAGGGAAAACUCUGCACAUCAAACCCCGUCUGUGAGGGCCCAGGGGGCCAGCCCGCGCCUACCUCAGCCCCUCGUUCCUGGAGAGGAAGAAGGCCCAUGCCCCAGAGGAGAGGCCGCCUGCCACCGAGUCUCCCCCGGGAGCCCCAGGGCCGUGGCUCUGCCCACCUGGCCCUCAGCCUUCCGUGACCAGUGUGUGCCCAGGGCUCUGCCCAGCCAGCCCCUCUGCACACCCACCUUCCUCCCACUCCCCCCAGCCCAGAGGGGUGCCGGGCAGGGCUCCCAGCCAGGCCUGUGCCCACUGUGGGUGUGAGCAGCAGUGCUACGCACCCCCCACCUCCCCCCAGGACUCCUGCCAGGCUCCCUGGUGGGUGUUUUAUGUUCAGCAAUAAAGGUUCU